Molecule: messenger RNA, 1962 nt
Organism: Aspergillus steynii IBT 23096
Lineage: Eukaryota; Fungi; Ascomycota; Eurotiomycetes; Eurotiales; Aspergillaceae
Product: NADH-quinone oxidoreductase subunit NuoF
Exons: 3
Coding region: 77-1570 (497 amino acids)
Molecular function (GO): NAD binding; 4 iron, 4 sulfur cluster binding; NADH dehydrogenase (ubiquinone) activity
Source: RefSeq, a predicted model, not a curated record
AUCAUAUCUUGGUUCCCCCCUUCCUUCUCCCCUCUUUCUCCCCCAAUUUCCUCCCCAUUGGGCCCCAGCUGUCACCAUGAUAUCUCGAGCGGCGGCUCCCACGCCUUCCUCCCUCGCCAACCUUUCCUCCCGGUCUCUCCGAGUCCAGGGCCCGGCUGCCCGCUCCUUCGCGACCGUCCAGGACAACGCCCCCCCCGUCCGCGGUCAUGGCGGUCUGCAGGACCAGGACCGCAUUUUCACGAAUCUCUACAGCCACCAUGGCGCGGAUCUGAAGUCGGCUAUGAAGUACGGUGACUGGCACCGCACCAAGGACAUCGUGUUGAAGGGUCAUGACUGGCUCAUCUCCGAAAUCAAAGCCUCUGGUCUUCGUGGUCGUGGUGGUGCCGGUUUCCCCUCGGGAUUGAAAUACUCCUUCAUGAACUUCAAAGACUGGGACAAGGACCCCCGACCCCGAUACCUCGUCGUCAACGCCGAUGAGGGUGAGCCCGGAACCUGCAAGGACCGUGAGAUUAUGCGGAAAGACCCCCAGAAGCUCAUUGAGGGCUGUCUCGUUGUGGGCCGUGCCAUGAACGCCAACGCCGCCUACAUUUACAUCCGUGGUGAAUUCUACCACGAAGCGACCAUCCUCCAGCGGGCCAUCAACGAGGCCUACCAGGCCGGUCUGAUCGGCAAGAACGCCUGCGGCACCGGCUACGACUUCGACGUCUACAUCCACCGCGGUAUGGGUGCCUACAUCUGUGGUGAGGAGACCUCCCUCAUCGAGUCCAUCGAGGGCAAGGCCGGCAAGCCUCGCUUGAAGCCCCCGUUCCCCGCCGCUGUCGGUCUGUUCGGCUGCCCUAGUACCGUCACCAACGUCGAGACCGUCGCCGUGACCCCCACCAUCAUGCGUCGUGGUCCUAGCUGGUUCUCCUCGUUCGGUCGUGAGCGUAACGCGGGUACCAAGCUCUUCUGUAUCUCCGGUCACGUCAACAACCCCGUCACCGUCGAGGAGGAGAUGUCCAUCCCUCUGCGCGAGCUCAUCGACCGCCACUGCGGUGGUGUCCGCGGCGGCUGGGACAACCUCCAGGCUAUCAUCCCCGGUGGAUCCUCGACCCCGGUCAUCCCCAAGUCCGUCGCCGACGACCAGCUCAUGGACUUCGACGCCCUGAAGGACUCCCAGACCGGUCUGGGAACCGCCGCCAUCAUCGUCAUGGACAAGUCGACCGACAUCGUGCGCGCUAUCUCGCGUCUGUCCACCUUCUACAAGCACGAGUCUUGCGGUCAGUGCACCCCCUGCCGUGAGGGCAGCAAGUGGACCAUGCAGAUGAUGCAGCGUCUGGAGACCGGUCAGGCCCGCGAGCGUGAGAUCGACAUGCUCCAGGAGCUCACCAAGCAGGUUGAGGGUCACACCAUCUGCGCUCUGGGUGAGGCCUUCGCCUGGCCCAUCCAGGGUUUGAUCCGUCACUUCCGUCCCGAACUGGAGGCUCGCAUCAAGGAAUACCAGCAGGAGCUUGGUGGCCAAUCUCCCUACGCCGGUGGCUGGCACCCUAACAGCCGGGCGGAGGGUAAGCUGAUCUCCCCUGGCAUGUAAAAAACAGAAACAGAAAAAGAAAGAACAAAAAAAUAUCUUCUGUCUUAUUCACAUCUACCAUCUCCUUUUCGUCUUUCGAUUGACUUAAUGGACAUCGACAAAGAAACGGGAAGGGCCCAAACAAUAACAAUGAGAAGAAGAUUCAAACAAAAAGGAUAUAAUAACAUCUCUGUUUAUUAUGUUUCUCUUAGAUAAAGAUGUGUUUGUGUGAUUUGGUUCAGCAGGAGUGUCUUUUUUUUCUUUUCUCUUUUGUCUUUUUUUGUUUCUCCUAACCUCACCUUCCUCUCUUCCUCCUUUCUACCUCUUGUUUCCUUUUUAUAAUGUUCAGUUUAUCAUGUACAGUUCCCUGGUAGCAGCAAUUCCACAUUUCUUUUUCUUUUGUUCUUUUCUUU